This is a messenger RNA of Oncorhynchus masou masou (cherry salmon), 396 nucleotides long. Its product is annotated as actin-binding protein WASF2-like. Bases 16 to 330 code for a protein of 104 amino acids. The transcript is spliced from 2 exons. The record is from RefSeq and is a predicted model, not a curated record. Lineage: Eukaryota; Metazoa; Chordata; Actinopteri; Salmoniformes; Salmonidae.
UCCCCCCAGCAGUACAUGGGUGAGGAGCUGGCUCCCCACUUCAGCCAGAUGACUCUGAGUCGUCAGGGUGCCAGGGAGGCCCCGGAGCCCCCCGCCAUGUACCAGACCCAGGGGCCCACUGUCCUCACCCAACACCCUCCACCCCAGACGGGCUUUAUCAUGGCCACCACGGCACAGCCCCCGUCCCCUCAGUCUGGCUACCAGCCUAACACCAGACACCUCCAUCAUCCUCCUCCACCCCCUCCUCCACCCCCUCCCUCCCAGACCAUCAUGCAGCCCCCACCACCACCGCAGGGGUACAUGCAGCCGUCUCCCCCUCAACAGGUAUGAUACUGGCUUCGCAAUCGAUCAUCAACGGUUGUCCCAAAAUCCUUUAUACUUGGUUUGAAUCAAUAA